GUGAGGUUCUACUGAAUCUCAUGACUGUGUGUCAUUACUCAGGUCUAGAUCGUUUUAUCCUUGAAGACGAGCUUUAGAGAUCGCUAUAUAAGAAGUUGCUGUGAGUAAUUUUGCGGAGUUAUUACGACGACAAUGACGAGACUACAUUGUCUCGUGCUUUUAAUUGCGAUUCAUGUCGUUGCGGGUGAAAUAAAAAAUGUCGGAUGGUGGAAGAAUGCUGUGUUUUAUCAAAUAUAUACACCGAGCUUCAAGGAUGCUGAUAACGAUGGAGUUGGUGACCUCAAGGGAAUAACGAGUAAACUAGAAUAUCUACAUGAGACUGGGAUCGAUGCGAUCUGGUUAUCACCAAUAUACGCUAGCCCCAUGAAAGAUUCCGGUUACGACGUUUCCGAUUUUCGAGCGAUCCAUUACCAGUACGGAAAUGCGAAAGAUUUUGACGAUCUGAUAAAAAAAGCCAAGGAAUUGGGAAUUAAGGUGAUCCUGGAGUUCAUCCCAAAUCAUACGUCGACGGAGCACUUAUGGUUUUUAAAAAGUAACAUUCAAGAUAAGAGGUAUGCUGAUUACUACAUCUGGCGUAAUAGAACUGUUGAUGGUAAACCCCCAAACAAUUGGCUCAAUAUUUACGGAAAAUCAGCUUGGGAGUGUCCCCAAUACCGGAAAGACUGUUACCUCCAUCAAUUCCAUUCGAAUGAACCUGAGUUGAAUUACAACAAUCCGCACGUCCAAGUGGAAAUUUUGGAUAUCAUGAGGUUCUGGUUAGAUAAAGGGGUAGAUGGUUUUCGCAUCAAUGCAGCUGCUUACUUAUUCGAGGACGAAAACUAUCUGGACGAACCCCUAUUCUAUUUCCCGGGUGUAGCUAAUGAUGGCUACAACUCCUUGGAACACAUCUACACGAAAAAUCAAAACAAAUCCUAUCAGCUCGUCCAAAACUGGACGAAUUUUCUGCGUGAUUACGCCGACUCCAGGAAUACGGACGAAAAAGUGCUAAUGACGGAAGUCUACGCGGAUUUCGACAAUACACUAAAUUAUUACAAAUCCGGCGUCCAAAUUCCAUCCAACUUCUUCUUAAUAACUCAUACAAACAGCAGUUCUAGUCCGCGUGAGUUCCAGAACUUCGUACUCUCAUGGAUGAGUAUCUAUCACCUGAAGGUAUUUCAGCAGAGAGAAGUUAUUCCUAACUGGGUGACGGGCAAUUCUGACCAAAAGAGAACUGCAACUAGACAUCCAGGUAGAAGCGACCAGAUGACAAUGCUAGCGAUGAUAUUACCAGGAGUUGCAGUGACAUAUUACGGUGAAGAAAUCGGAAUGGUUGAUAAAUCCGACCUGAGCUUUGAGGACACUCGAGAUUUAGCUGGACGCAACGCAGGACCAAACAACUACAAAAGGUAUUCCAGAGAUCCCAGCAGGACUCCGAUGCAGUGGGACAAUACCACGAAUGCUGGAUUCAAUAAUGGAUCGAAGCCCUGGUUUCCCAUCCACCAGAACUACGUGAACAUCAGUUUGGCUGCGCAAAAAGCAGCGAACGCUUCUCAUUACAAGAUCUAUGCGAAAUUGAUCAACCUGAAGAAGACGAGAGCAGCGAUUAUUUCAGGAACUCUUCUAAUUGAUACACUAGCUGAUGAUAAAUCACUGGUGGUUAUUAGAUCGGAAAAAAAUGAGAGCAUUGUUCUAGUCAUCAAUUUCUCCAACGAAACUGUCACUUUGAAUGUUCGGGAACACGUGCCUUCGAUCGGUCAAAAAGUAACUGUCGAAGUUGCGACUUUAGAAUCAUCGAUCAAGGAAGGAUCAUCAGUGAAUCUUGACAAGCUAACUCUUGGGCGCAAUCAAGCGCUUGUUAUGUCUACAAUACUCCACGAACAAUUGACCACGAACAACCCACCAAAUUCCACCAGCAACAAUGGAUCGCUUCUAGUUUCUUCAGCUGUAUGCGUUCUCGUGUUCCUCGCAGCGUUCUUAUCGUAAUAAUUAAUCAUAGUAUAUUUAUUCAUUGCAAUCCAUAGUAUUAUUAUUCUCUCAAUUUUUAUACGCUCACGUGUCAAUAAUGCUCCUUCCAAGAAUAUUGACACGCAUUUGUAAUUACAAUUGUUCGAGUCAUAAUUAUUCAGUCGAUGACACAAUCUUAUGUAUUUUUAUCAACACGUCUUUACUUUAAUAAACUUUCGCAUUCGA
Messenger RNA from Fopius arisanus, 2169 nucleotides. Its product is annotated as maltase 2. The transcript is spliced from 8 exons. NCBI's taxonomy places the organism in Eukaryota, Metazoa, Arthropoda, Insecta, Hymenoptera, Braconidae. The record is from RefSeq and is a predicted model, not a curated record. Bases 133 to 1962 code for a protein of 609 amino acids. Gene Ontology annotation, biological process: carbohydrate metabolic process.